This is a messenger RNA of Moneuplotes crassus, 427 nucleotides long. The record is from the annotation of a GenBank genome assembly. Lineage: Eukaryota; Ciliophora; Spirotrichea; Euplotida; Euplotidae.
AUAAUAAUUAUAAAUAAUUAUAUAAAUGAACGCAGGAUCAAAUUUGGGAAGGUUGAGUUACUCAGCCCACAUGCUAUUCUAUCCAACUGCAUUUGUGCUUUACCAAUAUGUUUAUAAGCCAUAUUCAGCAUGUAAGAAUAAUAAAGCUAAGAAGGAAGAGUGGGAAGCUCUCCCAAAGGCAAGGAAAGUAGAUGCUGAUAUUUUCAACCCAUUCACUCCUAUUCCUUUCCACAAUAAUAGAGAGCUUAAAUAUGCUUAUGCUCAUAUUAAUAUGCUAGAUUAUGUAAAUGAGAACCACGUUAACGUGAAGGAUUAUCCAUACAAGCAGUACCAUAACUCUUAUGCUGAGGAUAACGAGUAUUUGUACAACUGGACCUCGACCAGCUCCUAUAACCAUUAAAUCUAUUCAAUGGGUAAUAAAUCAACA